AUGCACAUGGACGACAUCACAUCACCCCAAAACUUCUUCCUCAAGUUUCGGGUCUAUGUCUUCCUCCACAGCUCUCGCAACUUUACAUCCCAUCUUCAGAGAAGAUACCUCAGUCAACAUGUGUGCACCCUUCUAUGGUGCCCCCAACAACUCAACGAGGUCCCCCACUGCUGGGCAUGCACGGGCAACACAACCUCCCCAAUAGUUCCCUUUGUCUUAACCGCACUACGCUACCACGCAGUCGCUUUAAGCGGCACCACAAGCGAAGGGACAAAUCAAGUGACGCUUCAGCACUCCAAGCCUCCGCUGUUCAGGAAACUCAACCCAAAACCCGUUGUAGGAGACGAUCUGGCUGCAGCCCCGUACGGCACCAUCUUCCCUUACUGGACGAAGUCAUGCAUACCUUCCACAGGCCGUUGCGGACCAUCACACGAGGUUGCGGAAUCCGCGCACUCAUCGCAUCGCAUCGCAUUGCAACGCACUGUCCGUCCAUGUCCUGUCUGCAUCCAUCCGUCCUCACUGGGACAGUUACAUAUCAAUUCCCAUACACAAGGCCGCGUACCAUUACUUACAUGUACCUCCUUCCAACUUCGCUUGCAUAUGCGUCCGCUUAUACGGUUCCGGUUUCUUACGGACUCUGUUAUAUACUACGUCGCAGACUCGUACGGACUUCACUUUCCUACAUUCCCUCUCUCUGGUUUUGAGUUCCUUUGCAAGGCGGUUUCUGCACGUCUUCGCAUAUACCUGGUACCUAGCCGUUCUGUCUUCAGCGCAUCACUUCCUUCUUCACUGUUCCCCUCGCUCAUACUUGAGGAACUGCUCUCAGAGCUAUCCCCUUGGGUCGACUACUAUUCUCGCACCCAGCAGGAUCGGUACGCUAUCACUAUAGCGGACUUCUACGAUUUCUCCCACACCGUUCCUACACUAAAGAAGGUCGUCCAGACUCCUGAAAGCCCGCCGACUUUGAUUCUCAAGCUAGUCAAGGACAACAGUCUUAAUGGUGAUGAAGAGGAUAAAUGUGGUGCGGACUUGUCUUUUGAUGUGUCUUUUGAUGUGGAUGCAGAUGCCCUGGAGGCGACUAUGCGGCAGUAUGAUAAGUGCAUGGACGUAUACAUUUUUUCAGGCUGGGGAAGAUUAGAGUUGGGUUCUACAGCUGGUAAUACUCACUUCAUCGUAUGCCGCACUUGGUAUCAACACAUGGUUGAGGAGUCGCGAACCAUCUCUCGAGUCCGCACAUUGUUGAUUUUCAUCAGUGAUAUCGGUGACCCCAGACCAAUACAUCUAUCCGUCCCAUUAACCCGGCUCUACAGAGUGCGCGACUUCUCCUUUCGCAAGUAG
Suillus clintonianus is the source of this 1338-nucleotide messenger RNA. RefSeq lists its product as uncharacterized. The coding region runs from base 1 to 1338 and encodes 445 amino acids. Lineage: Eukaryota; Fungi; Basidiomycota; Agaricomycetes; Boletales; Suillaceae. The record is from RefSeq and is a predicted model, not a curated record. The transcript is spliced from 7 exons.